Molecule: messenger RNA, 863 nt
Organism: Trichoderma harzianum CBS 226.95
Lineage: Eukaryota; Fungi; Ascomycota; Sordariomycetes; Hypocreales; Hypocreaceae
Exons: 2
Coding region: 94-690 (198 amino acids)
Source: RefSeq, a predicted model, not a curated record
UUGGCUGCCCUUGAUGGUCGUGGUCGAAGCUAGCAGACCAGAUAUUCCCAUCCCGAGAGAGAGCCCCUCCACCCCCUCCCCCAGAUUGCCAACAUGCCGGCUGGAGCUGCAGUGCAGCCACCAUCCUCAUCCUCGCGAGCCCAUCGACGGGAGUCAUACCGUAGCAAUAACCUCAAUGCCGGCGAGAAUCAACGCACUGAUGACAAUAUGCCAGCUUCCCGCGAGUCUGACUCUCGCCAUCGCAGGCGCCGCCGACGAGACGACUGGGUCCGCACCAGCAACGAGAACAUCUUGUACCGCCUGGACGCCCCUGUCGCCGACGCUUCCGCCGCUGCCGUCCCUGUAACUGCCGCAGACGACUCGGCUGACCCCGUCUCGCGCAUCCCAACGCCCCCCAUUGGGCCCCGAAGGACGCGGCCGCACUCCAUCCACGUCGUCAGCUAUCCCUCGGGCUACGUGCCUCGUGAGCUUCGGACCAGAACCUCCUCCCCUCGCUCGUCUAGGGCCCGGAUCGAAUCUGGCUCCAGCCCCGCGCCUAGCACUCCGAGAUCUUCGAGGCUUACAACAUCAGCCCACCCCAGCACCAGGACUGAGCUUCCCGUCCGCUUGGCCUUGACCCGAUUGUUCCAAUCACUGGCGAGCAACUCUGUAUCCUCAGUCGACGUUCCGCAACACAGCGCAUUCCCUUAGCCGAGCCAGUCAACCCCGUAGCAAUCACUCGCACCAUUCUCACGAGACAACCUCAUCGUCCUCUCGCAGGAGCCGUGAGCCAAAGCAGCAGCAACAUAAUCAAUCUUCAUCCACCAGAGAUCGUGACGCUGCUCACCACAAGCGAGAACAUCGAGACCGCCGAGAACACCGUG